Messenger RNA from Pan troglodytes (chimpanzee), 539 nucleotides. Its product is annotated as large ribosomal subunit protein uL24-like. The record is from RefSeq and is a predicted model, not a curated record. Gene Ontology annotation, molecular function: RNA binding; structural constituent of ribosome. Gene Ontology annotation, cellular component: ribosome; large ribosomal subunit. Bases 39 to 476 code for a protein of 145 amino acids. The transcript has a single exon. Gene Ontology annotation, biological process: translation. Lineage: Eukaryota; Metazoa; Chordata; Mammalia; Primates; Hominidae.
UUUAGGACCUGAGACGUGUGCAGGCUUUUCCAGCCAAAAUGAAGUUUAAUCCCUUUGUGACUUCCGACCGAAGCAAGAAUCGCAAAAGGCAUUUCAAUGCACCUUCCCACAUUCAAAGGAAGAUUAUGUCUUCCCCUCUUUCCAAAGAGCUGAGACAGAAGUACAACGUGCAAUCCAUGCCCAUCCGAAAGGAUGAUGAAGUUCAGGUUGUACAAGGACACUAUAAAGGUCAGCAAAUUGGCAAAGUAGUCCAGGUUUACAGGAAGAAAUAUGUUAUCUACAUUGAACGGGUGCAGCGGGAAAAGGCUAAUGGCACAACUGUCCACGUAGGCGUUCACCCCAGCAAGGUGGUUAUCACUAGGCUAAAACUGGACAAAGACCGCAAAAAGAUCCUUGAACGGAAAGCCAAAUCUCGCCAAGUAGGAAAGGAAAAGGGCAAAUACAAGGAAGAAACAAUUGAGAAGAUGCAGGAAUAAAGUAAUCUUAUAUACGAGCUUUGAUUAAAACUUGAAACAAAGAAAAAAAAGAAUUUUAUAGCU